This is a messenger RNA of Labrus mixtus (cuckoo wrasse), 2712 nucleotides long. RefSeq lists its product as uncharacterized. The transcript has 5 exons. The record is from RefSeq and is a predicted model, not a curated record. The coding region runs from base 272 to 1363 and encodes 363 amino acids. NCBI's taxonomy places the organism in Eukaryota, Metazoa, Chordata, Actinopteri, Labriformes, Labridae. Gene Ontology annotation, biological process: response to bacterium.
ACUGACACAGCUAUGAUACAACCCAUCUUCUGGCGAAUACAACAUAUGACACACACAUACAAAGUUUAAAUACAUAAAAUGUCAUAACAGAAAGUAGGAGGAAAGAAUUUGGUCACGUAAAAAAAAGGUUGAAAGUUUUUAAAAUGAACACCAAACUGAGCUGCUGAGAUCAGUUUGAUGUGGCUGUUGCUGGCGGUGAACAUCUUCACUUGUUUCCAUAAUAGGACAUGAGGUGUCACUACAGGUUGACCAAUCAAAAGCAGUCUUCUCUAUGAGGUGUCGAGAAGAGAUCAAGAGUCUUCUCAUUCAGCACUGCAAUUUGAGCACGAUGACAGCUCCAAAGUUACUUUUCUAUUUCACAUUUCUCAUCUUGGACAAAAGUGCUCAGAUGACUGAUCAAUCCUCAUCUUUUCAUCAAGAGAGAGAAUUUAUAUCAGCAAAUGUCGGAGACAACAUAACUUUGAAAUGUAUCUAUGAAGAUAAAACGGUACAACGUUUUUUCUGGUAUAAGCAACCUCUCGGACAGAAACCAAGACUGAUGUCUACCUUCUAUGGGUCCAUUAAGAACAUUGCAUUUCAUGAUGAGUGGAAGAACAACCCACGCUUUACACUGGAAGCCGUAAAUGGUGGAAAUCACUUGAAUAUCAAAGAUUUACGCAAUUCGGACACAGCUACUUACUUCUGCGCAGUUAGCUUUUCAGUAACUUAUACAUUUGCAGUGGGUACUUUAGUCAGCGUUAAGAGUUCAGGUUUGAAUAUCCCGGCUACGGUUUAUCAGUCUGAAUCUGAGACCAUCCAGCUUGAAAGCUCUGUGACUCUGAACUGUACAGUCCACACUGGGACCUGUGAUGGAGAACACAGUGUUUACUGGUUCAGAAACUCUGAAGAAUCUCAUCCAGGACUCAUUUACACACAUGGCGGCAACAAUGAUCAGUGUGUGAGGAGCUCCAACACAGAAACAAACACCUGUGUCUACAACUUGCCAUUGAAGAGCGUCAGUAGCGCUCAUGCUGGGACUUACUACUGCGCUGUCGCCUCAUGUGGACGCAUUCUCUUUGGAAACGGGACCCACCUGGACAUUGAAAAAGAGGACUACUCCCAUAUCUUGGUGUAUUUCUUGAGUGGAGCUUUGACAUUAACCACCAUCCUUAGUUUUUCACUCACUGUGAUACUGUUCAGUAUUAGGAGGAAAAUCAGCUUUCACUCUGAAGAAACUUCUGCUUCAUCUGCUACAAAUACACAGGGUCACAUAAAUGAAGAUAAUCUUCAUUACGCUGCUUUAAGGGUAAACCAGGCCAGCAGAUCAAGAAGACAUGUGGACGACACACCAGCUGAAUGUGUGUACUCCAGAGUAAAGACAUAAAUCAUGACGCUUCAUCUUUGGCUACCUGUGGCAGGACUAAAACUAUUGACUGUGUUUACCGGUUAUUUGGCUUUUCAGACAACAGGGAUCUUUCAAAUGUUUUACCAUAAAUGUCUAAUGUAAAACAGUAAUACUAUAAUACAAAUAGUGUGACAUACAAUUUAUUUAGUACAAUGAUUUUCAGUUUCUCUCCAAUUGUAUGUUACAGUGUUAUGACCCUGGGUCAUAUUUUUUUAUUGUGGUACAGUAUGUUCAGUUCUUUCUCCUCCCUUGCAGUGUGUGUGUGUGUGUGUGUGUGUGUGUGUGUGUGUGUGUGUGUGUGUGUGUGUGUGUGUGUGUGUGUCUGUGUGUGUGUGUGUGUGUGUGUGUGUGUGUGUGUGUGUGUCUGUGUGUGUGUGUGUGUGUGUGUGUGUGUGUGUGUGUCGGUGUGUGUGUCUGUGUGUGUGUGUCUGUGUGUGUGUGUGUGUGUGUGUGUGUGUGUGUCUGUGUGUGUCUGUGUGUGUGUGUGUGUGUGUGUGUGUGUGUGUGUGUGUGUGUGUGUCUGUGUCUGUGUGUGUGUGUGUGUGUGUGUGUGUGUGUGUGUAUGUCUGUCAAUCAGAUGCUGGUGCAGGUGCUGCGUCUGAUUGGUCAGUUCAACUAGUAUUCCUGGAUUACACCUGACAUGACAGCUUUUAAUGUUGUAUUCACAUAAGACCUCAGAACUCAGAAAUUCAGAGUUGCUGGUCUGAUACGUAAACAGGGUCAUGUAAUUAAAUCAAUCACACCUAUAGUGUCGUGCAAGUUAUAUCUGUGUGUAUACAUGUUGUCAUGUUACUAAACUAUCAGGUAGUGUGUUGUUAUUGCCUGGUAUUAGCUUACAAAACAAAGAUACUCAAGGAGGAGUCCAUGUUUCUUGUCCGACUUGUUGCAGACUCGCAACUGGAACGUGGUUAAUUGGGCUGUGUGGUCAUUCCCAGAUCCGAGUUCUGAAGUAAAAGGAACGGACCAUAAAUCUCAGCUGCUGCGGCCUGCUCUCCUUCCUUCACCUCACACUCUUACUAAUACCAGCAUUUAGCUCUGAGAUCUCCAGUCUUUAGAUCGGUGAAAGUUAUGGAGGCCUGAGUUUUUUAGAUUGUGUGUGAUCGAUAUUUUGAGUGUUAUUUUGUAUAUAACUUUUUAAAAAUAGAUCAUUGAACACUUGAUCAGCAGUGUAGGAAUGACUAGCCUUUUUUGAUUUUCCUGUGAUGUGUCAAUUGUUUAAACUUGUGUUUUGGUUGGGGACCAUUGGGGAUUUUAUUAAAUAACUUUUGCUCGAUGUUUUAGGCACUGCCCAGCUCUGUAUUAAAAUAAACAGCUGCUUGAACUCUGAA